AUGCAGGAAGAGUUCAACGCUCUACAGCGGAACCGUACCUGGACACUGGUUUCUCGGUCUUCUCGCGCCAAUGUCAUCAGCGGCAAGGGGCUCUUUCGCCAUAAGAGCUGCUCGGAUGGUACACUUGAGCGCUACAAGGCUCGUUGGGUGGUCUGUGGUUCUCGGCAGCGCGCUGGCAUCGAUUUCACUAAGACGUUUGCACCGGUUGUCAAACCGGGCACGAUCCACACUGUUCUCCAGCCGGCGGUUUCCCGAGGUUGGCCGGUUCAUCAGAUGGAUGUCUCCAACGCCUUCCUUCAUGGCCAUCUUGAGGAGCAGGUUUACUGUGAGCAGCCAACCGGUUUCGUCGACGCAUCUCUUCCUGGGCAUGUGUGUUUGCUGUCCUGGUCUCUCUACAGGCUCAAGCAAGCACCUUGCGCCUGGUACCAGUGUAUCGCUGGGUUCCUUCGGACACUAGGCUUCAGCGUUAUUCACUCGGAUGCCUCAUUGUUUGUCUAUCACCGCGGCGAUACGACUGCAUAUUUGCUCCUCUACGUCGACGACAUCAUCCUGACGGCCUCCUCCGCAGCCCUUCUUCAGCAGAUUACUCUCCGGAUGCGUGAUGAGUUUGCCAUCAAGGACCUGGGUGCUCUACAUUAUUUCCUUGGCAUUGAGGUUGUUCGGCGACGCGACGGCUUCUUCCUUCAUCAGCAGAAGUAUGCACACGAUCUACUUGAGCGUGCCGGCAUGCUCAACUGCCACCCUGUUGCUACUCCUGUUGACACGAAGCCCAAGGUUUCUGCUCUCGAGGGCUUGCCCGCGUCGGAUGCACCGUUCUACCGGUCCAUUGUUGGUGCUCUUCAAUAUCUAACUCUCACCCGGCCGGAUCUUCAGUAUGCUGUUCAGCAGGUGUGUCUCCAUAUGCACGCCCCUUGUGACUCCCAUUGGACCCUCGUGAAGCGGAUUCUCCGCUACAUCCGCGGCACGAUGGCUCUUGGGCUCACUCUCACGGCGUCUACUUCUAUGGAGAUGGUGGCCUACUCCGACGCGGACUGGGCCGGCUUCCCUGACACUCGUCGCUCCACCUCUGGCUACUGCGUCUACCUCGGUCCUUCACUCGUCUCGUGGCCGUCCAAGCGACAACCCACGGUUUCGUGCUCUAGCGCGAAGGCGGAGUACCGAGCAGUGGCUAACGCCGUCGCCGAGUGCACCUGGCUACGACAACUACUUUAG
This is a messenger RNA of Aegilops tauschii subsp. strangulata, 1212 nucleotides long. NCBI's taxonomy places the organism in Eukaryota, Viridiplantae, Streptophyta, Magnoliopsida, Poales, Poaceae. The record is from RefSeq and is a predicted model, not a curated record.